GCUGACAAUGAGUGGAGAAAUAUGGUGCUUUAUCUGCUUGCUAUGUGGAGUGCUGGAAUCAAGAGCUGAUGACUUUGAGGGUUCCGGAGCUACUGAAAUUUAUCCAGAUACCACUGCAGGGGAUGAGGAAUAUGGUCUUAUCACGGGCAAUCUCAGUCUGUGCGGCAAUGUGGCGGACAAUGUGUUUUUGCCCUUUGUGGGUGACUGCAACAGGUACUACCUCUGUCGUUCUGGCCAGGCCAUAGAACUGCAGUGCGAAUGGCCGUACCAAUUCAAUGCCAACACCCAGAGUUGUGUGAACUUCGGGCAGGCUGAAUGUUUGCCUACCUGCGAAUCCUAUACUUUCAGCACCUUUAGCUAUCAGAGGACCUGCACCAAGUACGUCCUCUGCUACUACGGACAUCCAGUUUUAAGGGAAUGCCAGGACGGCCUUCAAUACAACUCCCAAACAGAUCGCUGUGACUUCGCUCAGAACGUGGACUGCGUGGAGUCCGAGUGCUCCAUCUACUACAAUGCCUAUCACCUGCGCUAUGUGCCGAGUAAAGUGUCCUGCGAGAAGUAUUUCCUUUGCGGCAACGGUGUUCCCAGGGAGCAGACCUGUGCUCCAGGUCUGUACUUCAGCACCAAGUGCGAUUGCUGCGACAUUCCUUCGAAAUCGGGCUGUCAGAUCCCUUCUGAACAGAGAAAGGUUCGGCAGUUCUCUCGUCUAUCACCCAGAACCACUGAAGGAAUCUGUCCUCCCUCCGGCGUCCACUUCUAUGCCCACAAGUCUCGCCAGGAUUCCUAUUACUAUUGCGUGGAUGGGCAUGGUCUGGUACUGGACUGUACGGCUGGUCUUUGGUACGAUCCUAAGAUACAAGAGUGCCGCGAGCCACAAAAUGAUCUAAGCGCCUACGAACUGUGGUUCCCGGCACUCCCCUCGCUGGGCAUCGAAGACCAGACCAGGUGUGCAGUCCAAGGUGACUCCCUGGCCGUUCAGGCAAUAGUAGUAGGCAUCCUGGCGCUUCUGGUGGGCAAUAAAGUUGUCCACACAGUCUACGUACUGGGGAUAGUCACAGCGAUCGGUCAGGGCAUUGUACUGGAGUCCAUCGGAGCACUGGCGGAUCACGGGAGUGCCGUCGAAGCAGAGGACGUAUUUGGUGCACUGAAGUGGCUAAUAAAUUGGCGUCUGCUGUUGGUCGUUUUGAUGGUUCUUGGGAGUCGGGCCGACGAGGACCUUGUGGAGGCGCCAGGUCCUGAAGGUGUUCCUCAGGAUGAUGAUGAAGUGGUCCAGCAAGAGGAGGCUGAAUACGAUAUGUACAGCAACACCCAGAUUAAUGUCUGCAACAACGUGGCAGAUGGCGUCUUCCUGCCCUAUGUGGGAAACUGCUCUAUGUACAUCGAGUGUGAAAAUAACACCAUUAAGGAAGUAGGCAGCUGUUUGGAGUUGGAGGGUGCCUCGAAGAUGUGUGACAAUCCUCCGUGUGAUCUCGCCUACGACCCGGUCCUCCAGUUGUGCACCUACGCAGACAAGGUGCAGUGCCUGCCCUCCUGCGAGUCCUUCCAAUUGAGCAGCUUCUGCUACGACAACACCUGCACGAAGUACGUGCUCUGCUACUACGGAAAACCCGUUCUACGGCAAUGCCAAGAUGGACUCCAGUACAACAACAGGACGGAUCGCUGCGACUUCCCCGAGUACGUGGACUGCGUGGCCAACGACUGCUCGGCCACAUUCCAGCCGGAGGACAUCAUCUACCUGGCCAGCAAGGCCUCCUGCAGCAAGUACUUCGUCUGCUCCGAUGGCUACCCCUGGGAGCAGGAGUGCGCCCCUGGCUUGGUCUUCAAUCCCACUUUGCGACUCUGCGACUUUGCCAAGAAUGUCAACUGCUCGAUCGAUGCCGCGGCCAGGAAUAUUAAGCCCUAUUCCCGAUCUCCGUUGCGCCGUGCCGACAUCAAGUGUCCUAAUGCAGGAGUUCAUUUCUAUCCGCACAAGUCCCGCCGCGAUGCAUAUUAUUAUUGCGUCGAUGGCAAUGGGCUCACCCUGGACUGCACUCCAGGUCUAUACUACGAUCCCAAGAUGGAGGAGUGCCGCAGACCGGAAUAUAUUGGUGCCUAAAGUUUAU
Drosophila biarmipes is the source of this 2102-nucleotide messenger RNA. RefSeq lists its product as uncharacterized. NCBI's taxonomy places the organism in Eukaryota, Metazoa, Arthropoda, Insecta, Diptera, Drosophilidae. Gene Ontology annotation, molecular function: chitin binding. Gene Ontology annotation, cellular component: extracellular region. The record is from RefSeq and is a predicted model, not a curated record. The transcript is spliced from 9 exons. The coding region runs from base 8 to 2095 and encodes 695 amino acids.